AUGCCAUACACCUCUACGACCACCACAACAAGUACCAGCGGAGUUCGACAAGUAGAAAAAACUUUCAGGUCAACCUCCCCAAUCAGUCGAGAUGAAAUUCGAUCACGUACCAGCGAUCGAGUUGUGUCACCGUUCAGAAGCACUCCAUCACCAUCAACUGGUGAGCGAAUACGUCGCGUUGAGCAGCUGGAUCCUAUAGCAGCCGAAGAAGAACGCGAACGACGGCGAGCACAAGCCGAGCGGGAUCGAAUUGCUUCAUCAUCGGUUGGAUACACUGUAGCCCAGUACGGACAACCGGGUAGUGUGACAAUCGACAGGAGUCAUUCUCCGGAUAGGUACUCCACGCCACGAUCGUACGGUGGUACGCUGGAUAAAAAAGAACCCCGAAAUGCGGUGAGCCCAUCAUCGUUCGAGAGCAAACAAAGACCGGAAUCACCCGAAUAUUCUGCGGUUUAUGAGCGCUUCGAUCGGAAGCGUGAUGAACCUCCACCAGCACCUGCUCAUGCUCAACCAGAUCCAUUAAAGGCUAAGGUUGCUGCAUCAAGCGAGAAUUCUCAUCAACGGUACAGAUCGAGAAGCCCACCACCGGACUAUGACAGUGGUCCUUCAGUCACGCAAAGUAUCGCUACAUCAGUUAAGGUGAGAGGAUUUGAAACUUAA
Messenger RNA from Cooperia oncophora, 660 nucleotides. Lineage: Eukaryota; Metazoa; Nematoda; Chromadorea; Rhabditida; Trichostrongylidae. The record is from the annotation of a GenBank genome assembly.